GUUUCGGAGCACCCAGUUGAGCUGGUGGAACAGUGAAAUAAAGUGAAUGGGAGCCAGUGCUGGAAUAACUAUUCAACGGAACAGUAAAGUUUUUAUAGACAAUGACCGGCAGUGAGAACUUUACAGCGCCAGGAGUGUCCCAGGAAGAACAAGCUCAUAACAAUCUGAUGAUGGUGGUGGCCACCUUGACUUGGCUGAUGCUCAGCUGCUUAACGCUCCUCAUUUACUGCUGCAAUUACUGGCAAAUCUUGAGGCCCCAUUCGAGGCCAAGAAACCAAGAGGCAUCCGAGGCGCAGCAGAGCACGCUGCUAUCAGUGGAAGAUUAGCCGGGAAAUGCAAGGAAACUCAUAUCAAAGAACGAAGGAUGGAGGGACAGAA
Drosophila simulans is the source of this 378-nucleotide messenger RNA. RefSeq lists its product as uncharacterized. The transcript has 3 exons. Lineage: Eukaryota; Metazoa; Arthropoda; Insecta; Diptera; Drosophilidae. The record is from RefSeq and is a predicted model, not a curated record. The coding region runs from base 102 to 326 and encodes 74 amino acids.